CGUACAUUUCAAGCAUCCGCGAGCGUGAUGUUUUUAUUAUGUAAGUACGUGCCCUGGCUGUACAGUUUGAUCAUUUAUAAGCAUGACGAUUUCCUACAAUCGUCGGAGUCACGCCCCGAGAGUAUAGCCAGACGCAGGCACUCUCUUCGACUGUUACUAUGCAGUCAUUCGUAAUUAACUAAGUCAUAGGAGUAUUACCCCGGGAGCAUAGCCAGACGUAGGCACUCUCUCUGUUUGUUAGAUUGCAAUUAACAUAAUAGUUAUUAUUUCGCUCAUAGUCUAUUGUAUAACGCGAGUGAUAAAUAUAGAGUAAGUUCAAUUUAUUCUAUUAUUUCGAACCCCUGAUGACCCAGGAACCGUACAUUUUGGUCCUUUGAGCUAUCCGGGAAUAGCGGGUCUUUCGCGUACAGUUGAUCGCGUUCGCGUUUUUCUCCGUCAUCCUGAUGAUCGGCGCCGUGGAAAAACAUCCCACUGCUGGUUUGUUGGGUCGUCAAGCAAGUAAGAAACUAUCAUCCGCAUCAAUAGAAAAGAGGAGAGCAAGGAGAAGGAGGAUCCAUAGCGGUCAAAUAGGGAGGCAGGCGACAGGAAGUCCACUCCCAGCAUUUUUAAGGACCCAUAGCGGUCAAAUAGGGAGGCAGGCGACAGGAAGUCCACUCCCAGCAUUUUUUAAGGACCCAUAGCGGUCAAAUAGGGAGGCAGGCGACAGGAAGUCCACUCCCAGCAUUUUUUAAGGACCCAUAGCGGUCAAAUAGGGAGGCAGGCGACAGGAAGUCCACUCCCAGCAUUUUUUAAGGACCCAUAGCGGUCAAAUAGGGAGGCAGGCGACAGGAAGUCCACUCCCAGCAUUUUUUAAGGACCCAUAGCGGUCAAAUAGGGAGGCAGGCGACAGGAAGUCCACUCCCAGCAUUUUCAAGGACCCAUAGCGGUCAGAUAGGGAGGCAAGCGACAGUGAGUCCGCUCCCAGCAUUUUUAAGGACCCACAGCGGUCAAAAAGUAUAUCAGCGUCCUUUAAACCUAGAAGAAGGCAACGGACGUCAAUCUUCAACAUACGGAGGCAUCUACAGUAAGCCCUUUCCAUUUGUUUUGAGCACUAUAUUUCUGAGAAAUUAUCUCAUUUGUGAGCAUAAUUUUACUAAGAAUGAUAUGAAGCAUUCAUUGAGCAUUUUAUCAAGUAUAAGCAUUUAAGAAUCUAUAAUGCAAUAUUUACAAAGCGUUUAGUUAAUUAUUAUAUUAAGCAUAAUGGAGAAUUUAUUCCAAGCUUCGUUUACCGACGGUCUGAAAACCAUCAGGCAUUCAAGAAAAACCGAAGAGUUGCUUCGCAAACAAGCAUAUUUAUUUAGGUCGCUUGAUAAGAUUUUUGAACUAUCAAAUGUAUACUCCGAAUCCGACAAAGAUGAACUUGAAGGAGCGCUAGAAGAAAUAAAGUGGCAUUGGGAUUUAAUUUUUAAAACCCAUAUCAACAUACUUGUUGAUCAUGGCGGAUCCUACUCUGAGUAUGAAAAUAUAUAUUACGAGAAGCAAGCUAUAUGUAGGCGCCAAAAGAGAAAGAUAUAUCUCAAAUUACAUUCUUUAGAAACGCAUAUGGAUUCACCGGUACUUUAUUCAUAUAAUUCAGAAAAUUUCUUAUAUGCCUUGGAAACAGGUAAUAAUCAAACCUGGAAAGAUUCAAUUGCAAAACAACAGCGACCUUCAUCAAAUUUUAGCAUCAGCAAAAAUUCGCUGUCAACGCAUUUCGAUACACAAGGUCAAGGAAAUGCAAAUUUAAAUUGUAAUUCUACGCAAGCAGAGCAAUCAUUUCAAUAUAAAUCGGACAAGAAAAUCUCUUCGUCUUCGGCAAUGGUGGAAGGUUUAGCAGAAAGUGGUAACAAUCAGCAGAUACCAUCAGGCAUAGCAAUGAUGCCAAUACAGAAAACCACUGAUGUGCAGCAGGAAACAUCGAUAGUGGCAUUGGCGGAAGCAGUGGCAGCCAGUCUCGGAGUGGACUCCAAAGAGCCCACCCGGUACUGGACUCCGAUAGGUCUUAGUGUUAAUCACAGUAUACAUGCAGAUACUUAUCAAGGCGGAGAAUUAUCCAAAUUGGCAGAAAGCGUAGCACAGUCGUUAACUGACUACAGCAAGGAGCAACAUAGCACAGAAGAAAAAGAAAGGUAAUGUCUUUCGUAAAAGGGGAAGAUUGCGAAACGUUAUCGUUCCGCAAUAUAGCAGGCUCACCGAUUCAGGAUUUAAUAAAAAUACUAUACAGCAAACUUAUUCGGAUAUGCAUUCCUAUGAGUCAAAUAUGAGUAAUCAGAGGAAGAGAAAGAAAAGCACCAUAUAUAAAAUAAUACUUAAAAUUCCUUUAAGCAUACAAACCAGAGACUAUGUUUCGUAUGUUCAGUUCCAUUUAUGUAUAACAUACAUUGUCGAAACUUUAUAUUAAAUUAUACAUACAUCAAUUAACAAAUCAUUUUAUAAAGUGAAAAAUGAUAAUUAAUAUAAUAUCAUAAACAAUGAGUGGAAUGCCAGUUCAGCAAAAUAUCAUAUGUUAGCAAGUGGAAUGACCUACUGUGAAAGACGUCAACUACAAUGAAUAAUAUUAUGCAAGAUAUCAAAUUACCGAGGUACGGUUGCAUUUUACAACAAUUAUUUUUAACCUAGAUCAUGGUUGCAUUCACCAAACCUGUAAUAUAUUUUGUAUGCUCAUGAUAGUUCUCGGAAUGUGCUCAAGACAGGUAGUGGAUAGGAUAUUACAAUCAUAUAAAGUUCAGGAGACGUCACGGAGCAGUAGGUGCAGCAUCGGCAGAAUCAGCAGCCGGUCUCGCAGUGGCCUCAGGAGAAGCCACCCGGGACCGGACUCCGGUUAGGUAGUGCAAGGGCCCAUGAGCUAUGGGACCUAGUGUUAGUGAUAGUGCUGUGAUUAAAAGUGUUAGCGUAAGCCUAGAGACUGUUAAGCAUAAUAUAAUGGAUUCAUCUUGUAAAGCACUACAUAUUCAUCUUGCACUUUUGCCUGGGGGAGUAUGUACGAGCCAAGGCUGUACAUUUUACUCGCUCAGGCUUCCUUAGUUUUAUAAGCUUAAUUAUUUCCUAUGUAAGUACGUGCCAGGGAUCGUACAUUCCAAUCAUCCACAAGCGUGAUGUUUUUAUAAGUACGUGCCAGGGCUCGUACAUUUCAAGCAUCCGCGAGCGUGAUGUUUUUAUUAUGUAAGUACGUGCCCUGGCUGUACAGUUUGAUCAUUUAUAAGCAUGACGAUUUCCUACAAUCGUCGGAGUCACGCCCCGAGAGUAUAGCCAGACGCAGGCACUCUCUUCGACUGUUACUAUGCAGUCAUUCGUAAUGUAAUUCGCAAGUCAUAGGAGUUUCACCCCGGGAGCAUAGCCAGACGUAGGCACUCUCUCUGUUUGUUAGAUUGCACUUAUUAUAUAGCAAUUAACAUAAUAGUUAUUAUUCCGCUCAUAUUCUAUUGUAUAACGCGAGUGAUAAAUAUAGAGUAAGUUCAAUUUAUUCUAUUAUUUCGAACCCCUGAUGAUCCAGGAACCGUACAUUUU
Molecule: messenger RNA, 3525 nt
Organism: Pieris napi
Lineage: Eukaryota; Metazoa; Arthropoda; Insecta; Lepidoptera; Pieridae
Exons: 2
Coding region: 1240-2151 (303 amino acids)
Source: RefSeq, a predicted model, not a curated record